AUGUCUGUCCCACCCAUUGCAAAGGCCACACUGCAGGCGGCGGUCAUCAAUGCUGGGUCGAAUGUGCUGGCGCAGGGGAUUAAGGCAUAUAGAAAUGAUAUUCCCUUCGAACUGGACCUCCAGGCACUGAUGCAAUUCACUACCUGCGCCUUCAUCGUCUCGCCGCUGAACUAUGUCUGGCUCAACAGCCUCGAGGCAUCCUUCCCCGGCACAACCCCAUCAAAUGCAGAGGAGUCCUCCAAGGAAAAGGAGAACGACGGCGCAGGCCCAGAUUCCUCCAAGCCAGCGCUCAACAUCGCCAACACAAUCGCCAAGGUUGUGAUCGACCAAAUCAUCGGUGGCGCCUGGAAUACGGUACUCUUCACCCUGACCAUGGGCGUCCUACGUGGACACAACCAUGCGAUCCUUCUCGCCCAGAUCCGGGAGGAAUUUUGGCCAAUCAUGGUCGCUGGCUUCAAGCUAUGGCCCUUUGUGUCUGUUCUCAACUUCACAGUGGUCCCGGUGGACCAGCGACUGCUGGUAUCCAGUCUUUUCGGCAUCGUGUGGGCCGUGUACCUGAGUUUGAUAGCUGGGUGA
Molecule: messenger RNA, 576 nt
Organism: Penicillium canariense
Lineage: Eukaryota; Fungi; Ascomycota; Eurotiomycetes; Eurotiales; Aspergillaceae
Product: Mpv17/PMP22 family protein
Exons: 3
Coding region: 1-576 (191 amino acids)
Cellular component (GO): membrane; cytoplasm
Source: RefSeq, a predicted model, not a curated record